Molecule: messenger RNA, 753 nt
Organism: Argentina anserina (silverweed cinquefoil)
Lineage: Eukaryota; Viridiplantae; Streptophyta; Magnoliopsida; Rosales; Rosaceae
Exons: 4
Coding region: 289-537 (82 amino acids)
Cellular component (GO): mitochondrion
Source: RefSeq, a predicted model, not a curated record
CAGAAUUACAGAUAGAUAGAGAGAAAGGAACAACAGAGAACAAAGAGUCUGCCGUCGUGAUUUCCAGCAAUUUCGUCGGCGAAAAAGACUAGUUCCUCCGGUUCAUUGGGCAGAACCACGUUGUGGGCUAUAGCCCAGACGAAAAGAUAGACUGGAGUGGAGCAUCAAAGUUCUGAACAUACAAACAAGUUCCAGUCUAUCAACGCGCGGGCAUUUCUGGUUGCUCAAUCCAAUUUCAGCCGGUUGCUUUUGGGGCGCUGGAGCGUGUGAUUCAAUCAAGUCUUAAAAAUGCAUCCUCCAUUAACACUACACAAGCACCCGAUGUGUGCACAAAUCAUUGAGGAGUUUCAGAAAUGUCACUUAGAGCAUCCUUUUGCAAAAUUUAUUGGUGAAUGUACAGAUCUCAAGAUAAAGCUUGAUCGCUGUUUUCGGCAGGAAAAAGCAUUGAAGAGGAAGGCCAACUUUGAAGAGAGUAAGAAACUGAGGGACAGGCUACACGCUUCAAGGAAGGAAGCUGCUGAGACAAUCACUGAAUAGGCAUGCAAUCCUAAUGGCAAAUUCAAGUGGCAUUCAAUUAGUGAAAACAAAAGGUUGUUCUAGAAUUCGCAAUAGUUUUAAAAAGGUAAAUUAUAAUGUUAUUUAGAUACCACAGACUGGAUUCGUGAUCAAAUUAAAGUCCCUGCUAUGUUACUGAUGAUUAUAUUGUAUCUACUUAUUUAUCUUUAAUCUUAAUUUGCAUACAACUUUAGUUAA